Molecule: messenger RNA, 963 nt
Organism: Diaporthe batatas
Lineage: Eukaryota; Fungi; Ascomycota; Sordariomycetes; Diaporthales; Diaporthaceae
Exons: 1
Coding region: 1-963 (320 amino acids)
Source: RefSeq, a predicted model, not a curated record
AUGCAGCUCAAGACUGUGAUUCCUGCCACCCUCCUUGCCGCCACUGCGACAGCGCAGCAGGUCGUUACCGAGACUAUCGAGGGAUACGUCUUCGAGCACUCAGGCCCCAGAGACGCGGCUCCGCAGGCCACCUACGAGAUCCGGGGCCUGAAGACUGCCAAUGAGCUCCUCAAGACCCGCAUGGGGCUCGACCCCUCGACGUCGGAUGACCUCGCCGCGCUGAGGGAGGAGAACAGGCGCCUCAAGGCCGAGUACGAUGCUGACGGCUUCCUGGAGCUCCUGGCCCCCGACAUCACCUCAGCGGAUGAGUUCUGGCAGGACGUGAUCAAGGACUCAACCCCGGGCAGCUGGAUACCCGCCGACGCCCGGGGAGCCGCCUUCCUGCCGAACCUCACAGCCUUGGCCUUCGCCGCGUGGUCGCAGUCGCCCCUCGCCGACAAGGCAAACAACGACGUCAACGGCGAGCACUACUUCAAGCGCACGGUAACCAAGGGCCACGGCGUGCUGGCCUCGGAGAUACUAGAGGGAUGGGGCGGCGUGACGACCCUCUUCAACAUCCCGGACUACGCCACCCCACCCAACAGGCUCCAGUUCCCGUUUCUGCGUCUCCUGCCCGGGUUCCUCUUCCAGGCGGCGGGGAGCAAGGUCCUUGCGGACGGCAGCCUGUUCGGCGUGCUGCACAUCUCAACACGCGAUGUUGUCGGGAAGGCGGGCGAGCGCGGCAUCGAGAUCUACUCUACCGUCUGGUACGGCGAUGCAGCCGAGGAUGAUUUCCUGGAGGCGGAGAGGCAGCACAUGGUUACUGAGAUCGUCAAACUGACGAUUCAGGCCCAGAAGGACGUGGAGAGCGGCAGGUUCAGUGUGCCUUCUGUGUGGGAAUAUUCAAAGGCCGCAGGCGAGGGAAUCAAAAAUGAAGAUGGGAGCUACGGUCUUCAGACCCAGUUCGCAAUAGGCAGUAAUUAA